AUGGCGCGGGGCGGCGAUGGCGGCGGGCGGCGCGCGUCCGCGGCCAUGGAGGCGGAGGCGCGCGGCCGGGCGCUGGAGGAGGCGGCGGCCCGCUGGGUCGUGCUCUUCUACUGCCACCAGGCCGCGCGGGCCUUCCGCGCAGGCCGCAGCCGCGACUUCCGCCAGCUGCGCGACAUCCUCAACGCUGUACUCGUGCGGCCCUUGGCUCUGGAACAACACAUUCAUCUUCAGCUGCGGAUCGUCCAGCUUCUCUCCCGACUUGAAGAGGAUUGGACUACUGAUUCAGAGGCUGAGCAGACACCUUUUGAAAGUGCGCUUGUUUUUCUGGAGACAAUGAAGAAUGAGCGCCAGCUAGAUGAGGCGGUCAUAGAGACACUGAGAAGAAAAAUAAAGGAAGCUGCUGUUAUUGCCUGUGUUAAGAACCAAGAGUUUGAGAAAGCCAACAGGCUUCUGAAGACACAGAUGUUGAAGGACCCGAGUACCCAGAAGACAACAUUGGCCUUGCAGGCCAUCGUCCAAGAGAGGAACUCCUCUCAUCCAAAAAUCUGGAACUUCUCCUUCAAGGCCUUCCAGCAAGAAAUGCUUCUGUGUUUGGAAGAUUACCUGGAUGACUCUGAUCCCUUCCUCCUUGAGAUGGCACAAAAGCACUUGGCUGAUACGCACGCACCCAGGCUCAGUACCUUGGGAGCAGCCAGCAAGGAGACGGGGGCCUCGGAGCCCAUGGAGGAAGGGGCUGGGUCGGCAGAAACAACGAAGAACGAGUCCGUGGGAAGAUCCAAUGAAGAUUUGGCCAAGCCCGAGAUGGAGGGUGAGGCCAGAGGCGUGGAGAAAGAAAGGCUGGAGGCUUUGGUAGGAGCCAGGGAAGAGGGCCCCGUUUCCGAACCAGAGAGAGGAGCUGAUGAGCAAGUGAUAGCAGCAGAGCCUCCUGAACUGUCCUUGGGGGCUCCCAAGGCCUCGGGCCGGUACCCCCACAGGAGGCCAGCCUUCCACAACCUGUCUGGUGUGAGAGGAGCGUUCAAGGCACUUUACGACUCUGCGGAUGCCGAUGCUGCUUUUUCCACGCUGGAUGAGACGGACUGGGCUUGCCCCAAAAAGAUUUCAGGAUCCCACCAAGCGAAGCGCCAGAGGGAGGAGGAGAAGGCUGCCCCUGGAUCUCCUUCCUCACUCCAGAAGACUAAAUGUUUGGUGACCGUUAGCAGGCUGGUCCAGGGGUGUGAGACCUCUUGCCCCUGUGACUCGUGUUCCAGACUAGAAGCGUCACAGAAGCCCCCAGAGACUCCCGUUGCCCGGCCUACGGAACCUGAAACGCCCACCCCGCCACGCAGUCCCCAGUUCCAACAGAGAUCAAGUCUUUGGCGAGAAGAGAAGGAGACCUGGAGUGGGGAGGACGAGCUCUUCAACUGCACAUCUUCAGGGGAAGGGAGCACCAACACUUCCAUCACGUCUGGAGCAAAAAAGCAGAAGUGGACUCCAGAAGAAACUGAGUGGAUCCGGGCAGGUGUGAAGAAGUAUGGAGAAGGGAACUGGAAAGCCAUUUUCAAAGCAUACCGCUUUAAGAAGCGCACUCCAGUGAUGAUUAAGGACCGCUGGCGGACUAUGAAGAAGCUGGGUCUCAACUGAACUUUGGGAGGGUU
Messenger RNA from Euleptes europaea (tarantolino), 1634 nucleotides. It is a transcript of the gene TERF2, whose product is annotated as telomeric repeat binding factor 2. The transcript has 10 exons. Gene Ontology annotation, cellular component: chromosome, telomeric region; shelterin complex; nucleus. Gene Ontology annotation, molecular function: telomerase activity; protein homodimerization activity; double-stranded telomeric DNA binding. Gene Ontology annotation, biological process: regulation of telomere maintenance via telomerase; telomeric D-loop disassembly; protection from non-homologous end joining at telomere. Bases 1 to 1620 code for a protein of 539 amino acids. The record is from RefSeq and is a predicted model, not a curated record. NCBI's taxonomy places the organism in Eukaryota, Metazoa, Chordata, Lepidosauria, Squamata, Sphaerodactylidae.